Molecule: messenger RNA, 2695 nt
Organism: Serpula lacrymans var. lacrymans S7.9
Lineage: Eukaryota; Fungi; Basidiomycota; Agaricomycetes; Boletales; Serpulaceae
Exons: 4
Coding region: 223-2568 (781 amino acids)
Biological process (GO): triglyceride catabolic process
Cellular component (GO): cytosol
Molecular function (GO): triacylglycerol lipase activity; sterol ester esterase activity
Source: RefSeq, a predicted model, not a curated record
UUAAAGGAUAUUUGCUCUAUAUUAUUUUCCGUAUAUUAUAUCAUUUGUGCUAAUGAAGCCGAUGAAAAGGUCAGUACCCUCUUGAGCAUUGAGCAUGUACGUAUCAGCAAACUUACUCCUAUGAUAGCUUCGAAGAUUCAGAGCUGUUCCAACCGUAGAGAUGCUCCGCACAACAUGGGAAAAGACUACUAAUCCAUAUGUAUAUAUACACACCUUCCUGGCAUGCGUUUCAUUUCGCUAACCUUCUUUCAGAUCAAAGCCGUAUCUCAUUAUCCUCGCGUAUCUUUACGUCGAAAGAUCCUACUCCCAAGACCAAAAUCGUCGUCACAGGACCGUCCUCUUACCGUGUAUAUUUACUAUGCUCCUCCUCAAGAACAGUUAACCCGCUGUACAGAUCUAAUUUUAGACUUUCCUGGCGGAGGAUUUGUGGCAAUGACUCCAGAGCAUCAUGAAGAACGUCUGCGACUGUGGGCGGUAAGGACUGGUAGACCAGUUUUAGCGGUCGAUUAUGGCAAAGCACCAGAAUAUCCGUAUCCGUUCGCGAUCGAUGAAUGUUUCGAUGUAUACCGUAUCUUAGUGGAAUCAUGUGGGGCUGCCAUCGGGAUGUCUGGAAAGAAGCUCAACGUCAUAUUUUCUGGAGACUCUGCUGGAGCUACGAUCGCAGUCAGCGUUAUGAUUAGGAUCCUAAGCUACAACGCGAAUCUCCCACCUUCUGCUCAACGCCUGCCAAACCCCCUUGCCCUUGUCCUGAACUAUGCCGCCCUUGACUUCAACUUUACCUCUUGGAUGUCGCCAGCUAACCUCCGCGUUCUAAGGUCAGAGCAAUCGUCGGGUAACCUUCCUGGGCUGCGUGGACUGGCACAGCAAAAGGAUCACAUGCAACACGUAAGCCCCCUAAGCAUGGUCGGAGAUCAUCGCCGCAGUAAGGGAAGCGGUAGUAAGCGUCACCUUAAGAGACGCUCGAGUUGGCGAGAUACGUUGCUGGAUUUCACGAAUAAUACAGCAGACGUGGAGCCGACAGGACACCCACCACUUCGCCAGCAUUAUUCCUCAGCUUCCGUAAAAAGAAAAUCAUCUUUAAGGUCGUUUACUGGGCGGCGCAAUCGAGCACAAACGCAGCCAUCCAAAGGUGAAGACAAAGGUUUCUGGGCCGAUUCAGAAAGCGAGGAUGACGAAGAUUUCAAGCAUCUCAAAGAAGAAGACCGUCCUCUCCAAGCUCGAGUCCGAUACGUGCACGCAGAUGUGACGGGGAAACAGGAUGAUCCUUUACAUGCCACUCCUUCUUCAUUGGAAAAGCAACAAGAAGAGCUAUCUGCUGCCGUGGCUGAGGCUGACUCCAAAACAUUAUGGGCAACGGGUGCAAAGGAGAAGGGAAAAGGGAAAGAACGUGAACCUAUCGGAACGAGACUCACCAUGGCAAGCCGGACAGGAUAUUUCCAGGAUCGAAUAAUCUCUCCCAGCAUGAUGCGAGCGAUGGCUAUCUUAUAUAUUGGUCCACAUCGCAACCCUGAUUUUACCACCGACUAUUUUAUUUCUCCAAUCCUCGCACCCGCACACCUUCUUGCACAGUUUCCCCCACUGCUCAUGCAAUGUGGCGAAAAAGAUCCUUUUGUAGACGAUACAGUCAUAUUCGCCGGAAAAGUUCGUGAGGCAAAACGUGCACGAAAAGUUGAGCUUGAUCUUGCACUCGCUGGGAAAAGUGCGCGGUUCGGAGAAUCGCUCAGAAUGAGUUCAGCUAAUGCAGAACAUGCGCAUCCUGGAACAAAGAACUCCGAAGUGGCCGACCUUGUGGCGAUGAAGGUAGAGCGGGACAAGCUCGCGAGAGAAACUGAAGAUGACUGGGUGCAGAUGGUACUAUUUUCAGACUGGAGCCACGGUUAUUUGCAGAUGCCAGCCCUGAUGAGCGAGGCUAAAGCGGUGAUUGACGACUUGGCAGAUUGGAUGGAGGAGGCCUUUGUGUUGCAUGCAGAAAAUGCAAUGAACGACAGACUUGAUGCUGUCAAUGUCCCCAUGGAUACAAUAGGAGGUAAAAAGAGGGUCGAAGGGCGCAGGCACUCACCCCCGUCACAAUCACAAUCGCCUAGACGUGGAGUCAAUGGUGAAAUAGGGCAACCUUCCCCGCAGAGACCUACCAGCGACCCAAGUCCUUUUACAUCGGAGACCGAGACUGAUGACUCGGUGAUCACGUUUGUCCCAAAAAAACGGCCAAGUGUAACAAUGAGGGAGCAUGAGGGGAAUGGCAUUGGCGUUCCAGCGACACCUCCCACACCCAACACGUCUCGGCCGCCAUCUGAUGAUACACUCCGCGAGAGGUCGGACGGUAGCCAUAGUGGAGGCAGUGUCGCCACGCUGGUUCACGACAUGGAUGGCGUGCCCGAUAAAGUCCCCGAGGGUGGCAAGCGCUUUGAAUCACCUACUCGUGCAGAAGCGGACGAAUCUGCUGAUAACGUGGCUCGUCGGGGAACUAGUACUCCAAGAGGUGGUAGCUCUGCAAAAGUUGGCCAAAGGAUCACCGAAAGCGAGCUGAUGAGACGCCGAAGACUACUGGAUUCGCAUAUCUUUGACUGAAUAUCACUCGAAUCUCUGGAAGAGUCGAGAACUCGAACGAUUCUGUACCUAUAUUUCAGCCUAACAUAGUACAAUAGUGUACAGUAAUGAGCAAUGGAAAAGCCUACAAAUUUAAAGGCUUUUAUUU